AUGGUCAGAUCAUACCAACGUUUUGAGCAAGCUUCUGCUUUUGGUGUAAUAGCAUCCAACGCCAAUUGUGUCUGGAUACCUGCGUCAUCCAGAACUAAUAAUGGUAGUGGACCGGGACAAUUGAUAACGAGUGCCCUCGAGGACGUUAAUAUAUGGGAUAUUAAGACCGGAGAUUUGAUCAGUACAUUAUCCGAUGGCUUGCCUCCAGGUGCGUCCGAUGCCAGGGGCGCCAAGCCAGCCGAGUGUACAUAUUUGGAGGUACAUCAAGAUACUGAUUUAUUAGCUGUCGGUUACGCAGAUGGUGUCAUUAAAGUUUGGGAUUUAAUGUCUAAGACUGUGCUUUUGAACUUUAACGGUCACAAAGCAGCCAUAACAUUAUUACAAUUUGAUGGGACCGGCACCAGAUUGAUUUCUGGUUCCAAGGACUCUAAUAUCAUUGUGUGGGAUCUUGUUGGUGAAGUUGGUCUGUAUAAACUAAGAUCACACAAGGAUUCUAUUACUGGGUUUUGGUGCCAAGGAGAAGAUUGGUUGAUUAGCACCUCUAAAGACGGGAUGAUCAAGUUAUGGGAUCUAAAAACACAUCAAUGUAUAGAGACACAUAUUGCGCAUACAGGAGAGUGUUGGGGCCUUGCAGUAAAGGACGAUUUACUGAUUACAACUGGUACAGAUAGUCAAGUAAAGGUUUGGAAAUUGGACAUGGAGAAUGACAAAAUGGGGGAAAAAUUAACCGAGAUGGGUAUUUUCGAAAAGCAAAGUAAACAGCGUGGGUUGAAGAUUGAAUUCAUAACCAAUGCAUCCGACAAAACCUCUUUUUUUUACAUUCAAAAUGCUGAUAAAACCAUCGAGACUUUCAGAAUUAGAAAAGAAGAAGAAAUAGCAAGAGGUUUAAAGAAAAGAGAGAAGAGGUUAAAAGAAAAGGGUUUGACAGACGAAGAAAUUGCAAAAUCUAUUAAAGAUUCCUACACCUCAUUUAUAUUGCAUCCUUUUCAAACGGUAAGAUCAUUGUAUAAAAUAAAAUCUGCAUCAUGGACAACGGUCACAAGUUCCAAAUUAGAGUUAGUAUUAACUACAUCGAGUAAUACAAUCGAGUAUUACUCCAUUCCAUAUGAAAAAAGAGACCCAACAAGCCCUGCUCCCCUCAAGACGUAUACUAUUGAAUUGCAAGGGCAAAGAACGGACGUGCGUAGUAUUGACAUUAGUGACGAUAACAGGUUACUAGCCACGGCAUCCAAUGGUUCAUUAAAAAUCUGGAAUAUCAAAACGCACAAAUGUAUUAGAACUUUCGAAUGUGGGUAUGCAUUAACUUGUAAAUUUUUGCCAGGUGGACUACUAGUCAUACUGGGGACAAGAAACGGAGAGUUACAACUUUUUGACCUAGCCUCGUCAAGUCUUUUAGAUACCAUUGAAGAUGCACAUGAUGCUGCAAUUUGGUCUCUAGAUUUGACAUCAGAUGGUAAACGAUUAGUGACCGGAUCUGCCGAUAAGACUGUCAAAUUUUGGAAUUUCGAAGUUGAAAAUACCUUAGUGCCAGGUACCAAGAGCAAAUUCUUACCCAUUUUGAAGCUACACCAUGAUACCACUUUAGAAUUAACUGAUGACAUUUUAAGUGUACGGAUCUCCCCCGACGAUAAGUAUCUAGCCAUUUCUUUGCUAGAUAAUACUGUUAAGGUAUUCUUUUUAGACUCAAUGAAGUUUUACCUAAGUUUAUAUGGGCACAAAUUACCUGUUCUAUCUAUUGAUAUUUCAUUCGAUUCUAAGAUGAUUAUCACAUCCUCGGCAGACAAAAAUAUCAAGAUUUGGGGUUUAGAUUUUGGUGACUGUCACAAGUCUUUAUUCGCCCAUCAGGAUUCGAUUAUGGACGUUAAAUUUUUACCAGAAUCCCACAAUUUCUUUAGUUGUUCCAAAGAUGCAGUGGUGAAAUAUUGGGAUGGUGAGAAAUUCGAAUGCAUUCAAAAACUAUACGCUCAUCAAAGCGAAGUUUGGGCAUUGGCCGUUGCUACCGAUGGUAGCUUCGUUGUUUCUUCAUCCCAUGAUCAUAGUAUAAGAAUCUGGGAAGAGACCGAAGAUCAGGUAUUUUUAGAAGAGGAAAAAGAGAAGGAACUUGAAGAACAAUACGAAGAUACAUUGCUAACUUCUUUAGAAGAAGGAAACGGUGAUGACGCAUUUAAAGGCGAUGCAACAGGUGAGAAUGUUGAAGAUGAAGCAUCCGAUGUUCAUAAACAAACUCUAGAAUCUUUAAAGGCUGGUGAAAGAUUGAUGGAGGCACUAGAUUUAGGAAUUGCUGAAAUUGAAGGAAUGGAGGCAUACAACAGGGAUAUGAAGUUAUGGCAAAGGAAGAAGUUGGGUGAAGCACCAAUAAAACCACAGGGUAAUUCUGUUCUUAUUGCCGUAAAUAAGACGCCUGAACAAUAUAUUAUGGAUACACUGUUAAGAGUAAGAGUAUCUCAGCUAGAAGAUGCGUUAAUGGUUAUGCCAUUCUCGUAUGUCCUAAAAUUCCUAAAAUUUAUUGAUACCGUUAUGCAAAAUAAAACUUUGUUGCACUCUCAUCUACCAUUAAUUUGCAAGAACUUAUUUUUCAUUAUCAAAUUUAAUCAUAAAGAAUUGGUUUCUCAGAAGAACGAAGAAUUAAAACUGCAAAUAAAUAGAGUAAAAACUGAAUUAAGGAGUGCAUUGAAAUCUACCGAGGAUGAUUUAGGGUUCAAUGUUCAAGGUUUGAAAUUUGUCAGACAACAGUGGAAUCUAAAGCACAACUACGAAUUCGUUGAUGAAUAUGACCAACAAGAGAAAGAGGGUAAAAGUGCGAGAAAAAGAGUCUUUGGAACGGUUAUAUAA
This is a messenger RNA of Saccharomyces paradoxus, 2832 nucleotides long. It is a transcript of the gene DIP2, whose product is annotated as snoRNA-binding rRNA-processing protein DIP2. The record is from RefSeq and is a predicted model, not a curated record. Gene Ontology annotation, biological process: maturation of SSU-rRNA. The transcript has a single exon. Gene Ontology annotation, cellular component: Pwp2p-containing subcomplex of 90S preribosome; small-subunit processome. The coding region runs from base 1 to 2832 and encodes 943 amino acids. Gene Ontology annotation, molecular function: snoRNA binding; protein binding. Lineage: Eukaryota; Fungi; Ascomycota; Saccharomycetes; Saccharomycetales; Saccharomycetaceae.